GUAAGUGAGUGAGUGUGUGAGUGAGUGAGUGAGUAAGAAAGAACGAGGAAAAGAGGGAGUGUGUGUACCGGAGAGGGAGAAAGAUAAGUUAGGAGUAAAAGAAUCUGAAUCGUUUCUUUCUUUUCCAUUUCUUUUUUUUAGUGUGAGAGGAGAAUAUUAUAUAUAUAUAUAAAUAUAUAUUUUUUUACAAAAUCAAGAACUGAUCGGGACGCCAGAGGAGGAGGAGAAGAUUUUUUUUUUCCUUUGAAAUAUAUUGCGCUUUUGGAGGUGUUAGAAUUAAAGAGGGAGGCGGCGUUAUUAAUUCACGCUGAUCUGAUGAUCAUGACGGCAGCUGUCGAUAUGAAACCGACGUUAACAAUCAUAAAGGCUGAAAAAAUGGACGAUCCCGAGUGUGGAGAUGUCCCCCUGCUAACUCCAGGAAGUAAAGAGAUGAUGUCCCAGGCUUUGAAGGCUACCUUUAGUGGCUUCACAAAGGAACAGCAGCGACUGGGUAUUCCCAAAGAUCCUAGACUGUGGACAGAAAAGCACGUGGCCGAGUGGCUAACGUGGACCGUGAACGAAUUCAGUCUGAAGAACGUCGAUUUUGACAAGUUUGGCAUCAACGGAGCCAGCCUGUGUGCGAUGGGGAAGGAGCGAUUCUUGGACUUGGCGCCUGACUUUGUGGGCGACAUCCUUUGGGAGCAUUUGGAAAUGCUUCAAAAAGAGGAUACAAAGCAUUACCCCAUGAAUGGACUCAACUCUAACUUCCAGGAAUCCCGCUUUACCUCAGACUACUUUGUCAGCUAUGGUGUUGAGCACGCUCAGUGUGUCCCUCCUUCUGAAUACUCAGAGCCCGGCUUCAUCACAGAGUCCUACCAGACACUUCAUCCCAUCAGCUCAGAAGAACUGCUGACCCUCAAAUAUGAGAGUGAAUACCCUGCUGCGGUCAUCCUCCGGGACACGGCCCUCAACGGCAUGCCGGGAGACUACUUUUCUGUCAAGCAAGAGGUGGUGUCACCUGACAACAUGUGCGUGGGACGCCUCAGCAGAGGUAAGCUUGGUGGCCAGGACUCGUUUGAGAGCAUUGACAGCUAUGAGAGCUGCGACCGACUGACCCAGUCCUGGAGCAGCCAGUCUUCAUUUAGCAGCCUGCAGCGGGUACCGUCUUAUGACAGCUUUGACUCAGAAGACUACCCCGCUGCCUUGCAUGGCCACAAGCCCAAGGGCACCUUUAAAGACUAUGUGAGGGAGCGCUCAGACCUCAGCAAGGACAAACCCGUCAUCCCAGCAGCAGCACUGGCAGGAUACACAGGCAGUGGCCCCAUCCAGCUGUGGCAGUUUCUUCUGGAGCUACUGACCGACAAGUCUUGUCAGUCCUUCAUCAGCUGGACAGGCGACGGCUGGGAGUUCAAGCUUUCUGACCCAGAUGAGGUUGCUCGAAGGUGGGGCAAAAGAAAAAACAAGCCUAAGAUGAAUUAUGAGAAGCUGAGCCGUGGCCUGCGUUACUACUAUGACAAGAAUAUCAUCCACAAGACAUCUGGGAAACGCUAUGUCUACCGCUUUGUCUGUGACUUGAAAAGCCUGCUGGGGUACACUCCCGAGGAGCUGCAUGCAAUGUUGGAUGUAAAGCCUGAUACGGACGAGUGAAUCAGAUAUGAAAGAAUAAAAAAGGAAGUGAAGACAAAAAGUUAAGGAGUCACUUGGACUGAGGCUCAUAAAGUGGUCUUAACUGUUUAAUAGAAUUGGUAAACCAAUUAUUUUGGGGACCAAAAAUGUUUUGUUUUGGUUUUUGGGUUUUUUUUGCUGUUUUUUUUAAACGAAUAACUGUGGUCUUUGUCAACUUUGAGCUCCUGUCUCUCAGACCAUAAUUUUAAAACCGAAGGCAGAAGCCUAAAACCUGUAUUCUUACCCUGUUGCAUUUGAGGUGCGUGUGUGUGCACGCAUGUGUGUAUGUGUGUAUGAGUGACUUAUACUGGUGUCAUUUAGCAGCUCAAAGCAGACAAAGCGUUACCGGGUAGAUUUCAGGUUCUGUUCUGACUAAGUAGCAAAGUGGGGGAGAACUGAGAGAGAGAGAGAGACAAUAAAAAUGUUGGGCUAAACGAAGCGGAAAGUUCCUGCUAAGAAAACGGUUGCCAAAAAAACCUGAACUGAACUGAGGAAGGUAUAAUCUCAUACUUGCAUACAUGCUUACUGUUUUUCCCUUUGGCAGUGACAGACUUUUUUCAGCUAGGACCAAAAAAAAAAACAAAAGGGAAAAAAAAGUGUCUGGUUUAAAUUGCUGUUUAUGCUUGUGCCACCAUACUAAUGCCGAUUUCUCAAAACAGUCGCUGUACAUCUUCUGGAUAAGUGUUGUAAAGGGUAUUUUUUCACAUUGUUCUCAGUGACGGUAUUACAGUGGAACCAAACAUUAGAUGCCAAGUUUUACUCGUCUGUUCUCAAGGAACUUUCAACUGAAAUGUGCUGAUGCGUUAUCAGACAACACUAUAGACACUGGCCCCUUGCUUUGUAGGGUGUGAAGACCUGGUGAGGUUACUCAUAGCAAGAGUGUCUGAAAGACAACUGAAAGUAGCCGUUGCUUUUGAAACUGACACGUUCACCUUCAUGUACAUGUUUGCCACCUCGUUAGAGACGCAUAUUGUGACUGAAAGUCGUGCAUUUUUUUUUUUUUUUGCAUAUACCACCAGUAUUAGCAAACUGUAGACAAUCUUAUAUGGGGAAAUUCAGGAGUAAGAGGAGCUGUUUCAUGUGCAGAUUAAAUGCAUAAUUUCAUUUCACUGCCCAUGUAAGCUUACUUUUAGACACGUUUUCAUAUUAAUUGCCUAGAGAGUAAAAUUGCAAGUUGGUUUGCUGAUGUUAUCUUGCAUAAUUCUCUUUCAAAUGUGUUGUACGUUUUGGCCAUAAGGAAGGGUAGUAUAGUGUGAAGGUACAGUGUAGGAAAGCAGGUCAGGUAAUAGGAAAACUGACUAUAAAUGUUGACUAUAGAGAAUCUGAAACUUUAGAGGAUAGAUGAAGGUGAUGGGUGAUGUGGAUAAUGUAGGUGAUCUCUCGUGAUGUCUGAUGACGACAGGUUGAUACAAGUGAUGCAAGUUAACUUGCUUGAGAAAUAUAGGACGGAUGGCAGAGGCUUCCAUUUCAAUUUUACAUUCUUUUGCAACUUAUCUACAUUCAGUUCAGAAAUGAAUGACUGGUUACAAGCAAAUUGGCAACAGUUUCCUCCCAAACAGUGGGAACAGUGGCUGUACACUAGCCUUAUGGGAAAUGCCAAAGUUGAGUAUUAUAUUAGAAUACAAUGUUAUUGUUUACAGUAGCUGAAAGUUACCCAUAUGGAUGAAAAUAGCUUCUGAGAUGUCUAUUUGUACAGAUUCUGUUUCAUAAUGCUUUACUGAGACCCAGAUUACACAAAUAAGCAAAAGACAAAGCAGGAAUAAUAACCAAAGCCCAUGUGAGGUCUUUGGCCACGGUGCACCCACAACGUUAGGAGAUGGGGACCAGAAACCUCUCACGUAUUCGUGAAAUGUCGUCUUUUAUCUUUUGUUAAUACGUCAGAAAGCACACAGCUUAAGGACAAAGAGUAACGUCUUUGCUGAUGUUUUUUUUUUUUUUUUUUCAUUUUUGAUUUUGGAUACCGGCUGAGUUUAGGUAAGAGAUGAUGUAUACGUUCAUACUGUGUAACUGGUAACAAGCUUGUCCAUUGUUAUUCAGCACUGGCUUAGUGUUUCCUUAUCCAAGAUAAAGAAUUGGAAGUUAAACAGUUGGUUCAGGAAUAAGCUGCACUGUAUGUUCAUUCCUUUAUUGCAUAUGUUCACACCAGUGUUUUGAAAAUCUUCUUUCUCUCUUUUUUUUUCUUUUUUCUUUGGUAUUGUUCAGGUAUUUUUCUGAUGUCAGUGUUCUGUAUUAAAGUGAGCUUAAAAGACUUAUUUUUUAUCUGUUUGUAUUAAAAAAAUGUUUUCUUUUUUCCUCCCAACACAAACGUCAUAAUGUUAGUAUGGUUGGCUUCAUAAGAUCAAUGUGCUCGGAGAAAACAUUUCUGUUACCUAAAAUGUUAAUAUUUUGACAUUUACUUUGUCAGGAAAUUAUACUGUUGUUAAAUGUCAGAGUCUACAGUCUACUGCAGGUCUUAUGUAUUAAUGAAACCUAGUCAGGCAAGUGUACACCUAACAAUAUUUUGUGGCAUAUGCAUAUCUCGGAAUGGAUUCAGAAGGAAAACUUGUUAUUUUGGAUGUUUUUUUGUAUAUUUUAUAGUGUCUUUGUAUUUUUGUUAUGAGAUCAUUUUUAUUGUAUUUAGUUCACAAGCAUUUGAAUAUUUUUCAAUAAUUUAUAUUUUAUAAAAGACGAGAUGCAGACAGCUGGUGCUUUCAUGGGAAUUUAAAGGUAGCGCAGGACAAAAUAAUGUAGCUAAUUUCUUUUUGUUUUUGUUUUUGAAUUCAUUUUUUAUAUAGAAAAUAGACCUGUCUGCUAGAGGUAAAAAGGCUGAUGCUGGCCCAUCAAUGAUUUCUGCUGGAAAGGUUUUAUAAACUGUAGCUUCUAUUUCCAAAAUGUACUUAAUGUACUUCAAAAUGUUAUAAAAUAUAUGUGAAGAAAGAUUUUA
Messenger RNA from Maylandia zebra (zebra mbuna), 4567 nucleotides. RefSeq names its product v-ets avian erythroblastosis virus E26 oncogene homolog 1 (gene ets1). Gene Ontology annotation, cellular component: nucleus. Gene Ontology annotation, biological process: regulation of transcription by RNA polymerase II; cell differentiation. The record is from RefSeq and is a predicted model, not a curated record. NCBI's taxonomy places the organism in Eukaryota, Metazoa, Chordata, Actinopteri, Cichliformes, Cichlidae. Gene Ontology annotation, molecular function: sequence-specific DNA binding; DNA-binding transcription factor activity, RNA polymerase II-specific.